CUACUUUUUCCCAUCAGUCACUGGGAUUUUCCAACGACAUUUUUUGAAGGAGGAGAAAAUUAACGCGCAAUUGUAUACAGUGAAGUAUAUACGCGCUUCGACAGACUCUCUUGCUGACAGGACCAUCGUGUGUGCACGUGCGGUCAGUCUUUGAAUCAGACGCAUAGGAGGAUGCUUCCCAACCGCAGCAGAAUAUUUGUGUCGCAGAUCAACUUCACUCAUCAGACAGUGUCUCUCAACUUCCCCGAGGAGAACGAUGAGACCAUGAGCGACGACUUCCUGCCCAGAUCGCUCGUGGAGCCUGACUGCGUGCUCAAGUCCGAAGCCAAGCCGAGCGAGAUUGAGGACGAGUGGACGCCCGGCGCCUACUGCGUCCCCGCGACGGGAUACAAACCCCCGCCACCGGUGCCACCCCGUGCCGCGCAAGCCAGGUUUCCACAGACGCCCUUCCCUAGUCAGGCGGUGGCUGGAACUAGUGCCGCAGACCAUUACCAGUGGGCGUGGGCGUACCCCAGCUACGCCAGCGGGCGCGAAGAGGGGGGGUACCAGCACCCGCACAGCAUGCCUUCCUCCCUGCCCUCAGAUGAGUACAGCAGCUACCCCGAUGAUGGCAGCCACCUGCAGGCCCGGUCCCAUUCUCUCCCAGGCAGAAACAGCCCCAGCCUGGCCAGCCUGGAGCAGCCGAGCUCCCUGCUUUCCAACCCACCUCUGGCUGCCGCACACCCCCACCCCCACCCUCUCCCCUAUGGCUGUGUGCCCAUGGCCCCUGCCUGCUGUACACAGUAUACACCCCCAGGCCACCACCACAGGGGUCCCGGCCCUCUCCAUCAGCUCAGCCCCCAGCCUGCCUACCACAUGGCCUAUAAGCCCUCAGGUCCUGAGCAGCAUCACCCUGGGCAUGUCCGAACUAGUUCAUUGCAAAGUGAGUAUGUAGUUCCUCAACCCCAGCAUACCAGUCCCAGAGGAACCCAGUUAUCCAUGGAGCAGAGGAAGGUGUUUGUCACAUACGAGUCCGACAGUGAAGACCAUGUCAAAGAGAUCAUCAAGUUUGUUGCCCUGCUGAGACACAACGGCUUUGACACACAUAUCGACGUCUUUGAGCAGCAGCUGAACAGCAUCAGCAAGAUCGACUGCACAGAGAGGUACAUCCAAGAGAAAGAUUACCUGAUCAUCAUCGCCAUAAGCCCUAAGUACUUCGAGGUUGUGUCCGGAGACAGCAUGUUCGUGGAGAGAGACGAACGGACAUUAAACACCGUUUACAUCCACAAACAGCUCCAGAAUGAGUUCAUCCAAAAUGGCUGCAAGAACUUCAGGUUCAUCCCUGUUCUGUUCCCCGGGGCCAAAAAGAGCCAUGUUCCCACGUGGCUUCAGAACACACAUGUGUACAACUGGCCCAAGGAUCGGGACGAUAUCCUGCGGCGACUGAUGAGGGUGGAGAAGUACAACCCUCCGCCCAUCGGAGAGCUGCCCACCAUCGUCUCAAUCCCCAUUUAAACCUGCUGCCCUGGAAACGGAGUAGUGGCACAACUGCCUUUUAAGACAGGUCCGCCCUGUGUGUGUGUGUGUGUGUGUGUGUGUGUGUGUGUGUGUGUGUGUGUGUGUGUGUAUACGUGUGUGAGUGUACUGUAUGGAAUGUUGAUUUUGGCAUGACUUUGUUUGGUGCAGACUGUGAAGAUGGUUUUCUUUGAAAGAUGUUUUUGAAGUUGGGUCGGUUACCCAUUAUGGGAGUGACAGACAGGUAGUUCUUGUCUGUGUGUGGCACAGUGAUGACACCCAACAAAGCUCAGCUCGGUUAAGUUCCUUUCCUAGCCCUGAUCUCUUGGCCGGAUCUCAGCCAUAACUCAGCUGGAUCCAAACCGGUUCUCAACCAGGUCUCAGCCAAAUCCACACCAGAUUUGAGCCAGAGGAUAAGCUCAUUGAUAAGUCACUCAGGUCAGAUGUAUUUAGACUAAGAACCAUCACACAACAUAGCUCUCAGGAGUGGACUAAGAGGUGCUGAAAAGGGAAACAUACCAUACUUUAAAAAGUGUUACAUAUCAAUAGAAUACAAAAAAUGUGACAAAUAACAGCGGGACUACAUUAAUUGCAAUACAGGUUUGAGGUUCUGUUACAUAAGAAAGUGACAUUGAAUGACAUUUUCACUUAGUUUAGGGACAGCAUUUUUCUGAUUCUUGUUAGCAUGGUUUCCUCCGGUUUACUGGAGGGCAGAGGGCACGUCUCACACCCACGCAGUCGGCUACAUCACACACAUGAUUACUAUUUGAUUUAAGGUGUCACAUCGGCACAUUGCUUUGAUAAAAUAUCACAUAAACAUCUAGGUUUUUUUGUGCGGUCAGUUUAUGAAAUGCAACCCUGUUUAUGAAAAGUGGCGACGGUGCCUUUGCUAGUUUCAAGACCCAUGAGCAAUUUAGUGCUUUGCAGGAGGUCCCUUACAACUGCCAAACUGAGCUCUCUGCCUGAAGUACAUUCUUCUCCAUUGCGAGGGUGGUUUUAUUUUCCGUUUGGCAUCUCAAUCAUGUUCUGUACUGUCUUUUAUCUACAGUAUUUCAGGUUUAUUUCCUUGGUUGGAUAUUUUUUUAAUUUUGUUUUUAAAUCCAUUAUGUUGUUGCCUUUUUUGGGGUGUGAAUCAUGUUGUGUUUCCAUCAUGAAUAACAACAUUGUGUCCAACUUCUGGACUUUUGACUUCAAAUGACUUUACCCAGCUACACAAUGGUUAAUAGGUUUAAAUAUUUUUUUGUAUUACUUUAAAUGUAUCUGAAAGAUGCGGUUUGCAGGGGAAAUACAAUACACAUAUUUUGUUCUUAUAGCUCAUCCCUGUAGUCUGAGCCUAGGCCACUGUUGUACACUACAGUGGAAUUCAUAAUGCAAUCAUGUUGUCAAUUUGUGUACUGGGUAUCCAAUAAAGUGGUACCCCAUUUGUCAACAAAAAGAAUCAUGCUCUUACCCGCGACAAUGUUACAUUUUUGUAAUACUAGGCAUUCCAGUUGCACAUUGUCAAUGUCAGAGACUUCAGUCUCGGUAUUGCAAGUCGGUGUAUCACUGCAUCAAAAUUAGUUUGAAGCAGUUAUUUUUAGGUUAAAGAACAACAUUGUGUUGCUUAAAUGAAUGUACUUACAAUAUUAGUUUAGAAUGUUUUUUUUGUUUUGAAUAUUUGGCUGACCCUUUUUGAUUAAUAUAAUAACAAAUUAAUAAUUGUGUUCCGUUUUCCUCACCUUGA
This is a messenger RNA of Alosa alosa (allis shad), 3217 nucleotides long. It is a transcript of the gene traf3ip2b, whose product is annotated as TRAF3 interacting protein 2b. Lineage: Eukaryota; Metazoa; Chordata; Actinopteri; Clupeiformes; Clupeidae. The transcript has 10 exons. The coding region runs from base 172 to 1494 and encodes 440 amino acids. The record is from RefSeq and is a predicted model, not a curated record. Gene Ontology annotation, biological process: positive regulation of canonical NF-kappaB signal transduction; humoral immune response.